GCGGGGGCGGCUCCCUGCGCUUAAAGGGGCCGAGCCUGCCGCCGCCCCGCUGCCGCCCGAGGCGCUGCCCGGGGAGGCCCGACCCGCCGCCGGCUCCGGUAACAGCUUGGCGCUCCGCUCCCGCGCUGCUCGGACGCCCGUCCCGGUGCCGGCAGGGUCUACCGGUGACCUGCAGCCCUUUUAAGAGGCUGCGGCACGGUUCCGGAGGGCUCGAUCGGCGAUAUAAAGGGCGGCGGCCGCGGUGGUAGCGGGAGUGCAGCGCGGCGCAGGCUGCUCCAGGUGCCGCCAUGGACUUCAACGUGAAGAAGCUGGCGUCGGACGCGGGGGUCUUCUUCUCCCGCGCCAUGCAGUUCACUGAGGAGAAGCUGGGCCAGGCUGAGAAGACUGAGCUGGAUGCCCACUUUGAAAACCUCCUGGCCAGGGCAGACUGCACCAAGAACUGGACGGAGAAGAUCCUGCGCCAGACUGAGGUUCUGCUGCAGCCCAACCCCAGUGCCAGAGUAGAGGAGUUCCUCUACGAGAAGCUGGACCGGAAGGUGCCCUCGCGGGUGACCAACGGGGAGCUGCUGGCACAGUACAUGGCAGAGGCAGCCAAUGACUUUGGGCCAGGGACCCCUUAUGGGAAGACCUUGAUCAAAGUUGGAGAGGCUCAGAGGCGCCUGGGCGCAGCUGAACGAGACUUCAUCCACUCGGCCUCCAUCACCUUCCUCACUCCGCUACGCAACUUCCUGGAGGGGGACUGGAGAACCAUCGCUAAGGAGCGCAGGAUCCUGCAGAACCGGCGCCUGGACCUGGACGCCUGCAAGGCUCGGCUGAAGAAAGCCAAGGCUGCCGAGGCCAAGGCCACGGCUGUGCCUGACUUUCAGGAGACCAGACCCCGCAAUUUCGUGCUCUCCGCCAGCGCCUCCGCGCUCUGGAGCGACGAGGUGGAAAAGGCGGAGCAGGAGCUGCGGCUGGCACAGACUGAGUUCGACCGGCAGGCGGAGGUGACACGGCUGCUGCUGGAGGGCAUCAGCAGCACCCACGUGAAUCAUCUCCGCUGCCUGCACGAGUUCGUGGAGGCCCAGACCAGCUACUAUGCCCAGUGCCACCAGUACAUGCUGGAGCUGCAGCAGCAGCUGGGCAGCUCCAAAGGAGAGAUAUUUUCAGGCACCUUCGUUGGCAAUGCAGAAUCCACCUCCCCCCUCCCAGCCACGGCCUCCCCUCCGGCAGGGGCUGCUGCCCCCCUCCCGGCCGUGCCUACCAUCCCGGUUGUGCCCACCAUAGCUGGGAUGCCCAGCACGGUGGCCGAGAGCGUCCUGAACCCCAGCGAGGUGAAGCCCCCGGCCAGCGGCACCCGCAGGGCCAGGGUGCUCUAUGACUACGAGGCAGCCGACAGCAGCGAGCUGGCCCUGCUGGCAGACGAGCUGCUCACCGUGUACAGCCUGCCUGGCAUGGACCCGGACUGGCUCAUAGGGGAGAGAGGGAACCAGAAGGGGAAGGUUCCUGUCACCUACUUGGAGCUGCUCAGCUAAAGGUCUGCAAGGAGAAGGUUCUAGAAGGCUCCCCCCAUCUCCUGGCACUCCUCACUGCGGAUCUCUCCAUCCAGGCCCAUCGCUGUCCCCAGGGCUGGCACUGCGCUCGGGUGGGCACGGUGGGAAGCUAGGGCAGCUCGCAGGAGGCAUCUGGGGAUGGCACCCAGCACUGCCUUGGUUACCCCCAUGCAGCCUGCUUCGAGCCUCAGGGGCACAAAGCUUCUCGCGUCCUUUGCUCCACUCCACCCGGGUCUCGUUCACGGCAGCAGUUCCCCAGGCUGUGCCCUCAUCUCCCAGGGUGUUGCCUGUCCCUGGUGUCUGGUGUGGGCUACUGCCCAUCUGUGUCCCCCUCCCCUCCAGCAGUAGAGUUGCCCAGGUCUGACCAUGCAGCAUUCCAGUGGGCACUGUCCCACACAGUCCUCUGCCAUGUCCCAGCCCUUAAGGGAGCUGAGUUCCAGCACUGAGAGCCUGCAGGACCCAAGGCCACUGUGAGCUGUGGGGGGCAGAACUAAAGCUCCCCAGGAGCCACCUCUGGCCGUGGUGCCUGAUGCAUCGCUCCCACCCAGGGCUGGCCUCUGACGCUGGAGGGAAAUGUCUGCAGAGCAGUCUCGAGCACAGGGCCUGUGCUGGGCACCAAACCUCCGUGCAAGGGACCCUGCCCUCCGCCUGCAUUUCCUCAAGCUGCUGCCCUGGGCUGCAGCUCUCAGCCUUGCUACCAGCUUUGCCCCAUGGCUCUUCUCCAGGCCCUCCUCUCUGUCUGUCCCAGGCACCUUCUAGCCUGACUUUUGUUCACCCCAGGUGAUGGAUUUGACUUAAUGUCCCCCCCACCCCGCAGUGAAUGGACUUGGUGCACCCCACGACAGGAGGGCACAGAGCCCAGGCUGCACUCGCUGUGUGGGGUGGCUCAACCCAGGGGGAGCCUGUUGGGGCUCAGCAGCAGCUUUGUGGCUGGAGCUCACCAAAGGCCUUUUGCUGCUGCUGGAUUUCCCCUGGAGGAGAGCCUUCCCUGCCCCAAGCUGUUGGCAGCCUGCCCUGGGUUAGCCAGCACCAGCUCUGCUUGUUUCUGGCGCUUCUGCACUCUCCGCAGCGGUGCCACGGGCACUGCCACGCACCAGGGCACUGCCACACACCAGGCACUACUCGACGCAGGGCUCCUGGGUUUCAGCACUUACUUGCCAAUAAACUGCCUGAGCUGCUG
Messenger RNA from Pogoniulus pusillus (Red-fronted tinkerbird), 2712 nucleotides. RefSeq names its product SH3 domain containing GRB2 like, endophilin B2 (gene SH3GLB2). Lineage: Eukaryota; Metazoa; Chordata; Aves; Piciformes; Lybiidae. Gene Ontology annotation, biological process: membrane organization. Gene Ontology annotation, molecular function: protein binding. The transcript has 12 exons. The record is from RefSeq and is a predicted model, not a curated record. The coding region runs from base 288 to 1514 and encodes 408 amino acids. Gene Ontology annotation, cellular component: cytoplasm; membrane.